Xenia sp. Carnegie-2017 is the source of this 1517-nucleotide messenger RNA. RefSeq names its product serine/arginine-rich splicing factor 5-like. Gene Ontology annotation, cellular component: ribonucleoprotein complex; nucleus; cytoplasm. Gene Ontology annotation, molecular function: mRNA binding. NCBI's taxonomy places the organism in Eukaryota, Metazoa, Cnidaria, Anthozoa, Malacalcyonacea, Xeniidae. The record is from RefSeq and is a predicted model, not a curated record.
AUGAAAACUUCCCUGCUGGGUAAUGCCAAGGCUUUGGUCAAAGCUGGUGGUGAAAAUCGAAGAGGAAUACAAACCCUUGAAAGCCCUCUGUUUUCAACACAGUAUACUGGUGCUGGAAAGUUGUUAGUUAAUCAAAUUGCUCAUGUCAUAGGCCCUGGGAAACCCAGCUAUGAAGAUCUGAAGAAAUGUCUCAAAAAUUUUUUUGAUGAUUUGUCAGGAAAAGGCAUUACAGAUGUAUCCUUUCGCCUACAUCGGUGCCGGUGCAAUGGGUUUCUGGAAAGGGAAUCUGUGGCUUUGAUAUUCGAUAAUAUAAGCCGAAUGGCCCUUAGCAAAAAUCCAACUCUGAAUUUGGUUCGCAUCGUGAUAUUUGAGAAGGGAAAGUUUGAUCAAUUUAAAGAUGCAACGAAAACAUAUUUUUCAUCUGAACCAGACGCAAGACGUAAUUCAAAAAAAAGUUUUAAAAGUUUUAAAAGUUUUAAAUUUGGUAAACCAAAGAUUAAGAGUGUAUUUGGCAGAUUACCGGAGGCCCUGACACAAGAUGAAUUUGAAAAGCUCAUAGCUGAGUUUGGUAAGGCGAGAAACAUUGAAUGGAAGUCUGGCUUUGCCUAUGUUGAUUACAAGCACAGUUCUGAUGCAUCAAAAACUGUUCAAAAUCUCAAUGGGAAAGAGGUUGGCGGUAACAAUAUUCUUGUUGAGCUGGCACAAAACGGCGCAGGAGGGUAUGCAGUUGCUGGGGCCAUGCCAUUACGUUCACGGAAAACCCCUGCCUCAAGGCCUGUGCGUACCCCUCAUCGAAUACGCAUUGAAAACCUGUCCAGUCGGGCUCGGUGGAUGGAGCUGAAAGAGUUGGUAUCUUUAGCUGGAGAGGUGAUGUUCGCAGACACGCACAAACGAAAGACAGGCGAAGGUAUAGUGGAAUUUGCAUCAAGAAAAGAUUUAGAGGAAGCAAAGAUGUUUCAUAACACCAAAUUUUAUGGUAGAACAAUCAAACUGUAUGACGAGUCCCCAGGGGCUAGGAAAAUGAUAGUAACGAUAAGUCGCCCCCUCUCGUCAUCAUUCAAGAAAGAAGAGGGGAGGAGCUAUUCAAAAUCACCUUCUCCGAGAAGGGAAUCUAGGCAUGGGUCCCGAUCAGCUUCAUCGGAAAUCAUCCAAGUCAAAAUCAGAGCCAUCUGGAUCUCGCUUCUAAGAACAGAUCACGCCACGUUCAAAAAGAGAUCCAGGUCAAAAGAAAGGAAGAGUUCAUCAAAGAAAAGAUACUCCAGGUCCAACAGCCCACAAAGCAAUUCUCACAAGAAGUCCAAAAGUCCAAGCAUUCCCAUUCACUUAAAAACAAAGAUAGGAGAAGUCUUCGAACUCACAUUCGGCUCUGAAAAGAAUAGCAAAGAAAAAAUCAAAGACAAAAAUCAAAGCUAUUCUGUCUAGGUCAUCCUCAGAUAGCGAAAAGUCAGAGUAGAUUUUAAAUAUUUUAAGCGUACCCCACGAAUGUAUUCUCAUGCAAACAAGUCUCAAUUUUUCAA